Molecule: messenger RNA, 914 nt
Organism: Drosophila elegans
Lineage: Eukaryota; Metazoa; Arthropoda; Insecta; Diptera; Drosophilidae
Exons: 1
Coding region: 775-870 (31 amino acids)
Source: RefSeq, a predicted model, not a curated record
CCUGUCCCUCCACUUUUCGACAGUUUCAAGGAGAUUGUUGAGGAUGGUGGUAUAUCGUAGGGGGUGUCAGAGAAACAGAGAGUUUCCCUAGCAACUGCGCAUGCCGAGAAUCUCUAAGAGAAUCGGGAUAGAAUUGAUAGGGAAUGGGUAGCUAUCAAAGAGCCAUAAAGUUAUAGUUGCCAUGGCAAUGAAGUCAUUUACCCAAAGUUUAUUGCCAGUUGAAAAUUGCGUUAUUAUUAUGUGGCUGCUUCUGCUCUUUAUCUCACUCUCUUGACCCCGGGGGCCGUUCUCUUAAGUAUAAUAAUUUAUUGCGCCUUGAUUGAAUCCCACUUCCCCUUUGUUGUCAUUUUGGGGCUUUUGUUAAGCAUUUUCGAGCGCCAGCCAAAACGCUCCCAAAUAAGAGGAAGAAGCCGAGCACUCUGCUGAUGGAGAAGAGCAGCAGAAAAUGCGGAAUAUACGGAAAAUACUUUUGUAUUUUGGCUCCUAAGGCGGCCAACAAAACUGGAGGCAUCUCUAGUUGGCAAUUUCGCAGCGUCGAGUCGAGAGAGAUUCGAGCGCAAUAAUUUUCCCGCAGAAAGAAAGUGGCAAGAAAGCGAUAAAAUAUCUCCGAAUAAUUUCCCGUCGGCAAAUGAGUUUUGACCAUUGCGAAAAAAUUAGCAUAAACAGAGUGUCCAAUUGAUUUAGGCCAAAUGUGCGGCUGACACGGUCAAUGGAUCUGAGUCCUUUCCCGCCCCCCUCCGCGUCUUCACCCCCCUUCGGCCGUAUCGAGCGAACAUGUGCCCCAUAACUCCCAUCGAGCUACUGUCCACGAUUAUCCUCGAGAAGCGAAAAUUACGGCCGUCGACAAAGCGAAAAAAGUAUCGCAAAUAGCCGAAAAUCGAACUCAGUUCCUUCCUACCCCAAAAUCAUCCAUU